Anarrhichthys ocellatus (wolf-eel) is the source of this 4576-nucleotide messenger RNA. It is a transcript of the gene nptx2a, whose product is annotated as neuronal pentraxin 2a. The transcript is spliced from 5 exons. NCBI's taxonomy places the organism in Eukaryota, Metazoa, Chordata, Actinopteri, Perciformes, Anarhichadidae. The record is from RefSeq and is a predicted model, not a curated record. Bases 508 to 1857 code for a protein of 449 amino acids.
ACCUCCCUUUAAUAAUCUCGUUGAGCAGCGUCGCUGUCUUUUCAGCACCACUCACUGACAAUCCAACCGACCGGAGAGGCAACACAGGCGAAACUGAUUUCCCUGCAACCCUCUGUGGAUUUUUUUUAAAUCAAGAUUACAAAUCAGUACAACUUUUUUUCUCUGUAAAAGGAGCUACCAAAUCCUGGUUCCGAGUUUCCAUCUGCUGAAAGUAAGAAUUGAGAUUUGGUUUUUUUUUUCAGGAGCGACCAUGUGGUUUGUGGAUGUAUGAUUUUAUGAUUUUUCACUGCGGAUUUUGAUUUGUUUGUUUCCAUGGUUUCACUAUAAACUAAGUUCGGUCAUUUUUUUAUCACUCUUUGGAAGUCUAGAAAAAUGCCCGCAACCACUUGAAUUAACGUGUUGUAGUUGUAAUGAGUUUAUUAUUUUACGGGAGACUUCAAACCCUCAGUCAGUAAUUACGGAGCCCUUGUUUUCCUUUAAUAAGUGGAAUUUGCGUAUCCAGUCGGGAUGCUGGUUCUAGUAGUUGGACUUUUGUACCUGGUCAGUGGAGGCACGGUGCGAAGCCAGGAUGCUACAGGUAGCCGCUUCGUUUGUAACGCCAUUCCCCCGGGCGCAGAGCCGGGCUGCGGGUACGAUCCCACGGGGAACCGUGUCCAGAGCAGCAGCCCCGUGGAGGACGAGCUGCGGAACACGAUCAUCCAGCUCCGGGAGACCAUCCUGCAGCAGAAGGAGACCAUCGUGAGCCAGCAGGGGACCAUCAAGGAGCUCAACUCCAAGCUGGUGCGCUGCGAGGCGGCAGCCGACGAGUCGCCGCAGGGCAGGUCCCGAGGUCAGGGCUCCAGACGGAAGGAAUACGGCAAGAACACCAUGGGGGACCUGCCCCGGGACCCCGGCGAUACCAUAGACCAGCUGGGCAAGACCAUGCAGAGUCUCAAGGGUCGGCUGGAGAACUUGGAGCAGCAGAGUUUGCGUCUCCCCAGCACAAACGUGUCAGCUGGAGGGGUCUCGGCUCUGACUCCUCUGCCACUAGAGCUGCGAGAGCUGCUGCGGCAGCGUCUUGGGGCGCUGGAGAGCCAGCUCCUCCGGAAGGUGGCCGAUCUGGAGGAGGAGAAGAGCCAGCUCUACAACGAAACAGCGGCCCACCGCCAACGCACCGAGAGCGCCCUCAAUUCCCUCCUGGAGAGGAUCACGGAGCUAGAGAAAAGUAAUAAUGCCUUCAAAUCGCCCGAGGACUUCAAGGUGUCCCUCUCGCUUCGCACUAACUACUUGUAUGGACGCAUCAAGAAGAGCCUCCCAGAGAUGUACGCCUUCACCGUGUGUAUGUGGCUCAAGUCCAGCGCCAGUCCCGGCAUAGGAACCCCGUUCUCUUAUGGCGUGCCAGGCCAGGCCAACGAGAUAGUCCUCAUCGAAUGGGGGAACAACCCCAUUGAGCUACUGGUGAAUGAUAAGGUGGCCCAGCUCCCUCUGUCAGUCAGUGACGGACGCUGGCACCACAUAUGCAUUACCUGGACGACCAGAGACGGUUUUUGGGAGGCUUACCAGGAUGGCGAGCGUCUGGGCACCGGGGACAACCUGGCCCCCUGGCACCCAAUUAAACCUGGAGGGGUGAUCAUCCUGGGCCAGGAGCAGGACAUAGUCGGAGGCCGUUUUGACGCCACGCAGGCCUUCGUGGGCGAGCUGAGCCAGUUCAACAUGUGGGACCGAGUGCUGCGGCCCGUGGACAUCGUGGGUCUGGCCAACUGCUCAGCCUACAUGCCGGGCAACGUGGUUCCUUGGAUUGACGCUAAUGUGGAAGUGUUUGGUGGUGCGAGUAAAGCUGCUCUGGAGAUCUGUGAAGAUCGUGCUUUUGAUUCCUAAAGGAUCUGAUGUAAGGACAUUGAGCAUCGUCGCGGGGAUCGAGAGGCCAAGUAAUCUGACUGUUUGUUGUGUCAGUCAAAUCCCAAAGAAAAGGGUACCAGUGCAACACUUUUACAUAUUUAUAUGACUGUAUCUGUUGAUGUGUCCAUUGAAUUUGAGCCCUGAAGACAUUGCAGGAGACAAAUUAGUGUGCUCAUCAGAAGAAGAUAUGCUGUUGCAUCAGUCUACUGUAAUGAUAUGACUGUCAUUCUGCGCUUUCUCUCCAGUAGAUCAGCUUUCAUUUGACUCCUCUUUGAAAACAGCUCUUUUUUGGUUGCAUUCCUUAUAUUGACAAUGCUGCAUUGUAUUCGUAGUGAAUGUGAGCUCCAACAGGCUUUGAUGUGCUGUGGAACGGUAUUCCUCAGUUACAUUGUAGAUGACUACAUGCUGCGAGCUGUGAGCUUACUGCCUGUUUGAAGAGAAACCAGAAAGCAAGGGAAAUAAGGUGGACGCUCAUGAGUUCAAGGUGGACAAGAACAACCUUUUGCUGUUGAUUACUUUUGAAAAAUUACAAACUGUCUAAAUAGUAUGCAUGAGCCCAAGCAGUGAAUGGACGUCAGUUCAGAAGUGACAGUGCAUGCUUUCUGUCAAUAUACAGUGUGUGUUGAGCGUCCAAAACAAGCCAAUGCAGCGUGCUGACAGCAUUACGUAAGUGUGUGUGCGUGUGUGUGUGUGUGUGUGUGUGUGUGUGUGUGUGUGUAUGUUCAUGGGCGUAUGGCUUGUCUUGCGUGUAAAAAAGACCAGAGAUUAUGAGGGAGGGAGGACAUUUUCAUUCUUGUAAAUCUAUGCUUAAUACCUCUCUGCCCCUUGAGCAGCUGCCAUAUCCCAAACAGCUUUAUGGAUGGGCUGGCUCUGCUCAGGUCAAUAGCGAUGUCGGACGGCUGCCCAGGACCGGCGUAUCGACAGAGUCGUGGAGCCCUGCCGAGUGCCCAGUGAGGGCAGGGACUGGGCUUGACCCUCAAGGACAAUCCUUAAUUCCUCAUCUGGGUGGUAAUUUUGUUCAUGAAUGAGUAUGGUGGGGAGCAGUGCGGAGCUAAGUGCACCAUAAAGAUAGACAGAUCAAAUCUAGAGAUGCAGAUGUCAAACGAGAGCACCGCUCUUAAUCGGCUCUCGCUGAACAAGAACACUAAUUUUGUUCCAUGGAUAUUUACGGAUAGAUUUAUUUAUUUUUUAAAAUAAUGUAGGAAAUCAAAUGGAUUUUGGCGCAGCUUAGUGAAUAAAACUGAUGCUUUUUGCAGCUUGUUUUUUUGUUCAUCCUUAAUGUUGUGGUGGACAUUCGUUUCAAUGCUGUUCGUCAGUAAAAUAGUAACAAGCCUGGAGCUGGAGGACACAAUGUAAAAGAGGCAACAAAGGCAUAAACAUCGCUAUCACUGCCAGAGUUUCUUUUUUUCUUCCUUGUGGAAUUUCUUCACUGAGUAGACACACAAGCCAUUAAACAGCUUCUAUCCACCGCAGGAAAAAAAUGCAGUUUGAUGUAAAGUAAAAAAACAAUAUGAGGGAGUCAGUUACUGGACAGCACAGAAUGUUGUAAAAGGGAGGGUGCACUUGUUGGAUAUGUCACCAACACAAUGUGAUUGUUACUUUUUUGAGUGUCUUUGUUAACAAUAUUUCAAUGUAAAGUCAAGAGACGGCUAUCAAGUAGAAAGUGUAUUUUCUCGCUUUUUCUGCUCAUGAUUUUUGUCCAUUAGCAGCACAAUAUGUUAGAAAAAGUACCAAAAAAAUGCAGCAGUACUUAUAGAAAUGCUUUGUUUAUAUAUGGUGAAUGGCCUUUUUGUAAAAAACCAUAUGUGCUUUCACUUGUUCAAACUUUCUGUUUCAGCUUUUAAAGCUCAGUAGCAGCUCAGCAGAGGGACAUGAGAAAAAGACAAAUGUCUUUGCUAUAUCAUUGGUUUAAAGUCAGCUUCAUGUGCAGUAUCCAUUCAGGUUUUGCACCUUUCUGACAUCUGAUUGAAUGUCCUUUUGCACCCGAUAAAAGACUGAACAAAUUCCAGGCGUGACAAUUAAAGUAGCGACUGAAAAACGCGACAGAAUAGCUGACGAGCUGUCUGAACAGUUUGCUUAAAAAGUAUCAUUGCACUGCAUUAGUGAUGAGGUCAGAGUUGAAUGUAACCUUGCCACGGUCAUGCAGGAUUUGUGAUUUAUGUUUCUUAAUAAGGAAACCUUUUAACAAAAGUCCCCAUUUUUUACAUUUCUGGUCGCACAGACAUGUGGGUGUUUGUCUGGUUGGUAUAGCCAUAUAAUUUGUAUGACCAGCCAUAAUAAACAUGCAAGGAUACGUCCUCUCAUCUGGGCAAUGUCAUGUUGUCAGCAGUGGACAAAUCCUCUGGACUGGCAGACGGCCAGGUGGAAAUUAAGUAAUCUGCCCAUGUGGAUUAUGGGCGCUUCUACAAUGUAGGACACUGUGAGCCUUCUUCAUUCUCCUCAACGCUUUCUGUUGAUGCUGCUGCCAGUGUGUUGGUGGUUACGCACCAGGGGGGCCUGUUUUUUUUUUAACAACAAUCUGAGGCCUCCAAUAGACAACCAGAAUUGUGAAAUAUGUGUGUUGUUGUUGUUUCUUUUGGCAUAUUCUGUACUCCUAAUUUUCAUCGCAUUGCUGCUGUAACAUUCACUGCACAUCAUGAUGCUCUCUUAAGCACAAAUGAAUUAUUAAAGAAAACAUAUCAACUUGUGUUGAAAUGAA